This is a messenger RNA of Pecten maximus, 2154 nucleotides long. RefSeq names its product sodium- and chloride-dependent transporter XTRP3A-like. NCBI's taxonomy places the organism in Eukaryota, Metazoa, Mollusca, Bivalvia, Pectinida, Pectinidae. The coding region runs from base 29 to 2059 and encodes 676 amino acids. The transcript has 9 exons. Gene Ontology annotation, biological process: sodium ion transmembrane transport. The record is from RefSeq and is a predicted model, not a curated record. Gene Ontology annotation, cellular component: plasma membrane.
GUAAACAACGUGGAAGCGAAUUCGUACCAUGACCAAGAAAAAUGUUUUAGAGGAAGAGGCUAAUGGCGAACUGACUGUGCCUCUCAAUACAGAUGAGAUUGGGGCAAAUGGAAAAGCACGUGCUAAAUGGGAUAGCAAAUUACAAUAUUUUUUUAUGGUGAUCAGUUAUGCUGUUGGACUAGGAAAUGUUUGGAGAUUUCCCUAUCUUGUUCAGCAACAUGGUGGAGGAGCAUUCCUCAUCCCAUACCUUAUCAUGCUGUUUGUGGAAGGUAUGCCUUUGCUGUACCUUGAGUUUGCUGCAGGACAGCACUUCCGAAUGGGCAGCAUGGGUACCUGGAACAAAGUUCACCCUUUCCUCGGCGGUGUGGGCAUUGCCAGUGCGGUGACCUCUUUCAUGGUUGGUGUGUAUUACAAUGCCAUCAUCAUGUGGUGUUUCUACUACAUAUUCCACUCCUUCCAGAGCCCGUUACCAUGGGCAACAUGUCCCACAGUGCUUAAAGAGGGCACCAAUAUAUCCAUCCCCGUGGAAGAGUGUGACAUUUCUGGACCUACAUCCUACUUCUGGUACAGAAAUGCUCUGGAUAUUUCUGGAAGUAUUGAGGAGUCUAAUGGAAUUAAAUGGAAGAUGCUACUCUGCCUGAUUUUUGCCUGGCUCAUCAUUUAUGCCUGCAUUUGGAAGGGUAUCAAGUCUUCUGGCAAGGUUGUAUAUGUCACCGCCACAUUCCCCUAUGUUGUCCUUCUCAUCUUCUUUGGGCGUGGCAUCACACUGAAGGGUGCUACAGACGGACUCAUACACAUGCUUAGUCCAAAGAUGGACCGUCUGGCUGAUCCUCAGGUUUGGCUGGAUGCAGCAACCCAGAUAUUCUACUCUUUUGGACUUGGCUUCGGUGGACUGAUCGCCUUCUCAAGCUACAACCCUCGGAACAACAACUGUGAGCGAGACGCCAUUAUCGUAUCCCUAACCAACUGGUUCACCGCCAUAUUGGCAUCUACAGUGAUCUUCUCAGUGCUUGGCUUCAAGGCCACGACCAUGUACGAAAACUGUGUGGAAAGGAACAUGGAGAAGCUAAUUGACAUAUACCCAGAAUGGAAUGCGACAACACUAACCAUGGACGUGUAUAAAAAUACCUUUGAGAACAAUGAGACGUUAAUGAAUUCAUCCUUGGCCCAUUUCCGAUACUGUAAUUUCCAUGAUGAUCUAGAUAAGGCAGCAGAGGGGACUGGGUUAGCUUUCAUUGUGUUUACUCAAGCCAUUAAUGAGUUCGGACCAUCUGCUCCAUUCUGGUCCAUCAUCUUCUUCCUCAUGCUGUUGUCACUAGGAAUCGGCAGUGAGUUUGGAACGCUGGAGGGAGUAACGACCUGUAUCUACGAUCUGGAUAGUCAUCCGUGGCUUAGGAAAAAAUGGCUGGUCUCUGGUGUCUUGUGCCUCGUCAGUUGUUUGAUUGGAAUGCUGUUUGUACUGGGAAGUGGAUCUUAUUGGGUUGCUCUGUUUGACUCCUACGCUGGCUCCUUCCCACUUAUUAGUGUGGCCUUGACAGAAGCCAUUGCCAUUGGCUGGGUAUACGGAGUCAACAGGUUUGGUGACGACCUUGAGACAAUGAUAGGUCACCAGCCCCACAUGUACUGGAAAGUGGUAUGGAAGUUCAUCGCUCCGUUUCUGAUUGCGGGCCUGUUGACUUCCACCCUCAUCAGCAAGUUUGUCAAACCAAUCACCUACAAGGCCUAUGACAAGGAAAUAGCGGAAAUGACAGACAGAUUUUACCCCUGGUUUGCUGGGCUGAUGGCUGCCUUCCUCGUUCUUGUGUCAGUACUAUGUAUUCCUGGGGUGGCUAUUUUACGGAAAUUGGGCAUUUUACGAUACAAAGAUUAUGCUAAAGGUGCUCAGGCCCAAACAGGUGGCCACACAACCUCAACUGUGGCAUUCAUGAGGACUGCUGCCGAGGAUAAUGACUCCGGCCAUAAUUCAGAUGAAAUCAAUGAGGAGCAGGAUAAAGGGACAAGCUGUGCUGUCAUAGAUGAACAUGUGACAUUUGGAUUAGGCACAGAUCCAGAUAUCUGAGAAAAAUUUGAUAUUUGGAGAAAGCAUCAGCCUUGCAAUCAAUCUCAAUCAAUUUUCAUGAACGAAGAUGUUUUAAUGAAAAUUUUGAAAUUAUA